Messenger RNA from Cyclopterus lumpus (lumpfish), 1471 nucleotides. RefSeq names its product argininosuccinate lyase-like. Lineage: Eukaryota; Metazoa; Chordata; Actinopteri; Perciformes; Cyclopteridae. The record is from RefSeq and is a predicted model, not a curated record. The coding region runs from base 127 to 1008 and encodes 293 amino acids. Gene Ontology annotation, cellular component: cytosol. Gene Ontology annotation, molecular function: argininosuccinate lyase activity. The transcript is spliced from 9 exons.
UAACAUGAUGCUGUUGAUUUGCUGUACACAAGUAGCAAAUGCUGCCUAUAAUUCAGGGUGUCCAUACAUGUGCUAUUACGAUGUAAAAGUACUGUGUUUGUGUGUAUCGAUUUAGCCUACUUGGUGAUGCAGUCCUUUUUUAUACUCCAGAUUUCUGGAGAGUGGUCUCGAGGACUUUUUGUGAUCAAACCUGAAGAUGAGGACAUUCACACUGCCAAUGAGCGCAGGCUAAAGGAGCUGAUAGGUGCACCUGCAGGGAAGCUGCACACUGGCAGGAGCAGAAACGACCAGGUUGUGACUGACAUGAGGUUGUGGCUGAGAGAUGCCAUCUCAACCCUGACAGACAAUGCCCUACAGCUGAUGUCCACCAUGGUGGAGCGGGCAGCAGCAGAAAUUGACGUCCUCUUUCCUGGUUACACCCACAUGCAGAGAGCUCAGCCAAUCAGAUGGAGCCACUGGAUUCUCAGUCAGUGUGCUGGGUUCAUGAUGACACUGAAGGGCCUGCCCAGCAGCUACAACAAAGACCUGCAGGAGGACAAGGAGGCCAUGUUUGACUGCUAUGAUACGGUUCACGCUGUGCUGCAGGUGACAACUGGAGUCAUGUCAACUCUCAAGAUUAACCAGAGUGUGAUGGAAGCCGCUCUCAGUUCGGACAUGUUGGCUACUGACUUGGCCUACUACCUUGUGAGGAAGGGGGUGCCGUUCAGAGAGGCCCAUGGUAUUUCAGGUAAAGCUGUGUUUGCAGCUGAAUCCAAAAAUAUCGCCCUGAAUCAACUCACUGUGGGUGACCUGAGUGCUGUUAGCCCUCUGUUUGGAAGUGACGUAUCCUCAGUGUGGGACUACAGGAGCAGUGUGGAGCAGUACAGCGCCCCCGGAGGCACAGCCAAGUGUAGCGUUGCUGCACAGGUAGAACACCUGAGGAACUGGCUCCAUGUUUUAGUUUGUACUGCAGAACGCCCUGUGGAUUUUCACUCCGAUGCCUCUCGACAACCUGUUCACGGUUUUUAGUUGGAACUAUAAAGCAUGGAUCCGCCUUUUUCGGAGAAUCAUCAGGAUGCUCAAUAAUGCAAAUUCCUCCACUUUGGGGAAGGAAUCCGAAGUGUGUUAACAGAACAUCAGGCAAUGUCUGAUCAGCACCGAUCCUCAACAACGCCCAGUCAUGCUUGUGCCCUGACGCAUCAUGGCAGUUUUCAAAUCCAGCAACUUCUUCCACUUCUACUCCUGACUCCAUCUGGCCUACACUUUCAUAAGAGAAAUCGACUGUGAGCUUCUCAUUAAGCUGCCCUGUACUCUCAUUUUUUCUUUUUCAGGCUGAGUUGUAAUGACAGACAAGAAGGUGAUGUAGUAUCUUACCAACAAGAAAAGGUCAUACAAAUUAUUAACUGUUACAGUACACAUGGAAUCCUCAUUAUCAAUGAUAUGUAUUGUGAUUUACUAAUGACACCGCAAUAAAAACCACAGAUGUAACAUG